Messenger RNA from Vitis vinifera (wine grape), 1282 nucleotides. Its product is annotated as MADS-box protein SVP. Gene Ontology annotation, cellular component: nucleus. Gene Ontology annotation, biological process: positive regulation of transcription by RNA polymerase II. NCBI's taxonomy places the organism in Eukaryota, Viridiplantae, Streptophyta, Magnoliopsida, Vitales, Vitaceae. The record is from RefSeq and is a predicted model, not a curated record. Bases 381 to 1064 code for a protein of 227 amino acids. The transcript is spliced from 10 exons. Gene Ontology annotation, molecular function: protein dimerization activity; RNA polymerase II cis-regulatory region sequence-specific DNA binding; DNA-binding transcription factor activity, RNA polymerase II-specific.
GAAAAAUGCGUGGCACAGGGGAUGGUAGGUUCCUGAAAAGACCAAUAAUUUAUUAUUUAUUGGAGAAAAAAUUUGGUUGUAAAUCGAAGUGGGGCUGAUGCCGGCGAAUGAUAGAGAUGGUAUAAUGGAAUCAGAAUUCGUAAAAGGAAAAUAAACCAGAAACUAAAGUGAAGGAAUUGAAAAAGAAGAGAAGAGACGGCCUCGCUAUAAAAGGGUGUUUCUUUUUUGCCUUUUGGUUGUUCUUACACUUUCUCACACGUUCUUACCACUUGCCAUUGGUGGCAUUUUAGCCCUCAUAAAACAGACACUGCAUCAGACCCAACACCAGCACCCUCCCAAAUUGUUUUUUCUGGUCAUAAUUGUGCUCGGAAGGAGCUGAAAUGGCGAGGGAGAAGAUUCAAAUCAAGAAGAUUGAUAACGCCACUGCUAGGCAAGUGACCUUUUCUAAGAGAAGGAGGGGACUUUUCAAGAAGGCUGAGGAGCUCUCCGUUCUCUGCGAUGCGGAUGUUGCUCUUAUCAUAUUUUCUUCCACUGGCAAGCUCUUCGAGUUCUCAAGCUCCAGUAUGAAAGAGAUACUUGAGAAGCAUAGUUUACAAUCAAAGAACCUUGAGAAACUUGAGCAACCAUCUCUUGAGUUGCAGCUAGUAGAAAACAACAAUCACUCCAGGUUGAGCAAGGAAGUUGCAGAUAAAAGCCAUAAGCUGAGGCAGAUGAGGGGAGAAGAACUUCAAGGAUUAAAUAUAGAAGAUCUGCAGCAACUAGAGAAAUCCCUUGAAGCUGGAUUGAGCCGAGUGAUACAAAAAAAGGGUGAAAGAAUCAUGAAAGAGAUAACCGAUCUUCAGUCAAAGGGUGUCCAAUUGAUGGAAGAGAACGAGCGAUUAAGACAACAAGUGGUAGAGAUUUCCAACCGCCGAAGGCAGGUUGCUGGUGAUUCAGAAAACAUGUUCCACGAGGAAGGCCAAUCAUCUGAGUCUGUAACCAAUGUUAGCAACUCCAAUGGGCCUCCACAAGACUAUGAAAGUUCAGAUACAUCCCUCAAAUUGGGGCUGCCAUACUCUGGUUGACGGGUAUAACCAGUGGAGGAAGUCGGGAACUACUGUGGCUGAAGAGACUGGAGUUUUUCAGGAACAUCAACUCAAUUAAAUGGAAUGUAAAAUUAACCCCCACGCUAUAUGUUAAAUAUACACACGAUUACAAGUCAAUGAGACGGUAAUAUUUCAAGGUGCAAGUUGAACCUUGUCAAUGCACUCUGGUAUAUAUAUCUUGUGUCCUUUAUAGCAAA